AUGCCCAGGAAAAAGAAAGACCUGAAGCAAGUAUGGGAACAAAAGAAGGAACCCAUUAUAGUGAUAACCAACAACAAUGAGAGCAAAGAGCCUAUUGGAGUGUAUACGAGCAGCACUAAUGAAUCUCAGAUUGAAGUACCUUGGAUAAAUGUAUCAAGCACAAGGAGGAAAGAUAAGGAACCAAAGGUGGUUGAAGUGGAAUGCAACAAUGGUUUUGAGAGCCUGCUAGCUUUGUUGGAAACUCGUGUUAAGCUGAAUAAUAGGAACCUAGUUAGGAAAAAACUUGGCUUUGAAUGGGAUUUUAUUGAUAGCUAUGAACACCAUAAUAAUGGAAGAAUCUGGCUCACCUGGAAUCCAAAUAUCUGGAAUAUGAAGGCUAUUGACAAAACCGAUCAAUUGGUACAUGCUGAAGUAUUUUCUAAUACAUGGGUCUUCUCUCACUAUCUAACUAUUAUAUAUGCUCAAAACCAACUUGUGAAUAGGAAAAAACUUUGGGAUGACAUUGAUAUAAUUAGUAGAUGCACUACUGGCCCCUGGAUUUGUGUAGGGGAUUUCAACAAUGUCCUAAAAGUUGGUGAUAGAAUAGGUGGAAAUAAAGUACACAUUACUGAAUAUAUGGAUAUGGAGAGGAUGAUGAAUGACAGUGGGCUUUUUGAACAUGAGACAACAGGUCCCUUUUUCACAUGGUCAAAUAGACAAACUGUGAAUCCCAUUUGCUCUAAGAUUGAUAGGGUCUUGAUUAAUGUUGUCUGGUUUACAGCUUUCCCAAACAGUAUUGUUGAGGUGCUAAACCCAUAUAUUUCUUAUCAUUCUCCUCUGAGGAUCAAGAUGGACACUACUCAACAUACUUGUAGGCGAAAACAAAGAUUUAAAUUCUUAAAUUGUGUGACUGACCAUCCUGAUUUUCUAAGUGUUUUGAGAACCAAUUGGAUCCAACAUGAAACAGGUGCUCCUAUGUAUCACUUAUGGAAGAAUCUGCAGAGACUUCAGUUUUAUCUCAAAGGGCUUAACUGGAAGACUACUGAGGGAAUCAAAAAUCUAAAAGAGAGAAGGAUGCAAUUGGAAAAAGCUCAAAAUAUCCUAAAGACUGACCAUAUAAACCCUGCUUUGUGUCAAAGUGUUAAACAUUGGACUGAAGAGCCAAGAGCCAAAGAAGAUUGCAUUAAGCUUGGAGAUGGAAAUAACAGUUACUUCUAUGCCAAGCUUAAAGCAAAAAAUAACCAAACCCAUAUUAAACAAUUGAAGAAUGCUCUUGGACAAACUCUCACAGAACCUGAGGAUUUGGAAAAGGAGGUUUUGGAUUUUUAUACUAAUCUCAUUGGUCAAACAGCACCCAGAAGAAGGCAUGUGGAUAUAACUCUUCUGAGAAAUGGAGCACAAUUGAAUAGAGAUCACAAAGACAGUCUUACCAACAAUGUCGCUGAAGAGGAAAUUUGGCAGGCUGUGAAAAGCAUGGGGGACAACAAAGCUCCUGGUGCUGAUGGCUACACUGCAAAAAAAAUUUAG
Vicia villosa (hairy vetch) is the source of this 1506-nucleotide messenger RNA. RefSeq lists its product as uncharacterized. NCBI's taxonomy places the organism in Eukaryota, Viridiplantae, Streptophyta, Magnoliopsida, Fabales, Fabaceae. The record is from RefSeq and is a predicted model, not a curated record. Bases 1 to 1506 code for a protein of 501 amino acids. The transcript has 3 exons.